ACGUAUUGAUGAUGACCGAGGUAAAGCAUAUGAACUGGGACAAUCCUGUGUCAAGUGUAUGCGAGGCAUUCUCAUGUGCUGGAUGCGGCAGAGUGAAAAAGUAGAGAGGUUUAAGCAGGGUCAACAGCCAAAAUAUGCCCUUCAUGCUAAAUUUAACCUUCUAACAGGAGAGGAAGUCAUAUCCACUCGUGAUUAUGGUCAUCUGCAGAUUGAUAUUGUUUCCCUGUACCUGAUUUUCCUGGUGCAGAUGAUUAAUUCAGGUCUACAGAUUAUAUACACCAUGGAUGAAGUCACUUUUGUCCAAAAUUUGGUGUACUAUGUUGAGAGAGCUUACCGUACACCUGAUUUUGGCAUGUGGGAAAGAGGAAGCAAAUACAACAAUGGAACACCUGAACUUCAUGCCAGUUCCAUUGGUAUGGCAAAAGCUGCAUUGGAGGCCAUCAAUGGAUGCAAUCUCUUUGGGGAGAAAGGUGCAUCUUGGUCCGUCAUCUUUGUUGACAUUGAUGCACAUAACCGCAACCGCAGCAUCUUUGAAACACUGUUACCAAAAGAAUCCAGUUCUAAGAGUGUUGAUUCUAGUCUUCUUUGCACUAUAUCAUUUCCUGCUUUUGCUACCCAUGAUCAGAUGUUAUAUACUACUACCAGAAGUCAGAUACUUAAUACUCUCCAAGGUGCUUAUGGCUUCAAAAGGUUCCAGCGUGAUGGGUACGGCACAGUUGUAGAAGAUAAGGAAAGGAGGUACUACCAUGCCUCAGAAACAAAGGAAUUUGAAAAUAUUGAGUGUGAGUGGCCUCUCUUCUACUUGUUCAUGAUCCUUGAAGGCAUGUUUAAAGACUGCCAAGAGCAAGUGGAGCAAUAUAAGGCAAAACUGAGUCCAUUGCUCAAGAAAGAUAGAUGGGGAGAUGCUGUAGUGCCAAAGUACUACUUCAUACAUAAGAACCAUGUAAAUGCAGAAAGACGUGAUCCAGGAUCUCAGCCUCGGCAACCCAGCUCAGAGGGCACUCCUAGGAACCUCUUCCUGUGGGGUCAGAGUGUUUGGAUAAUAGCCUCUUUGUUGAUGGAUAAACUCCUGCACAUCAAUGAACUAGACUUAAUCCGACGCUAUUUGCCUUCUUAUAACCGUCCUCGUAAAGGCGGGCGCUAUUCAGCAUUCCAGAGCAAGACCAGCAAAGGGACAGCAAGUGAUUUGGUGGUACAAGUCGUCUUGAUUGCUGAGAGCAUGCGUUUGCAAGCGAUGAUGGCAACAUACGGCAUCCAGACUCAGACACCUCACGAAGUAGAACCCGUCCAGAUAUGGCCACCACGUGAUCUAGUCAAAGUAUAUCAAAAUCUUGGUGUAAGUGAAAAGAUUGGAGUCCAUGGCAGACCACUACGUCCUAUUGGUGCCUUGGGAACCAGCAAGAUUUACCGCAUAUGUGGCCAGACAGUGUUGUGCUACCCAUUGGUGUUUGAAGUACAGGACUUCUACCUUUCUCAUGACAUGGCUCUCCUUAUAGAUGACAUAAAAACAGAGCUUCAUUUUGUUGGAAAGUACUGGAGACUCUCUGGCAGGCCUACUGUCUGUAUCCUCAUAAGGGAGGAACAUAUGAGAGAUGUGCAUUUCCGAGAGUUGUUAGAUCUGUUGGCCCAGUUGAAAACAGGUUACUGUGAUGGACUGAAAAUUCGAACUGGCAGGCUUCAGAAUCUCAUUGCAUCUUCUUGUAUUGAGCAUCUGGACUUCUUAAGCACAUUGGACAUCGACUUGGAUAUCACUCCAUUUGAGCAACUACAACAUGCCAGCAUUGGAUAUCAGUCUCUUACAGAUGUUCCAACAGCAAUAAAGUAUUCAGAGGAUUCUAUGAGCUUUAAGGAUAUGGCAUCGCAACCCACUGAGGAAGUAAUAAAGGUUCUCAGGUCAGUGUCUACACUUCAUGGACAAACUCAACUCCUAGGAAUUUUGCUACGCAGAGAAGGUGAAACUUACCCAGUAGAUGGUGUCUCAGUGUCAGAGAGACUGGAGAAGCUGCUGCAGGAGGUCAGCGAGUGCCACUUCUGGGAGGCCAUGCGUCUCGCUGCAGCCACCCUUGAGAAACUCUACCCGUCUGUGACACACAUCACAACCAUUCUUGUGCAGGGUUGCCAGCUGACAGUUGGCUAUGGUGAAGCUGAGGUUAUCCUGGAUAAACCUGUCCAGCCGGGAGAAAUCCAUGAUCUGUUCUACACUCCAGCUCUGCAAGCACACAAUGUAGUUCAGGCAGUGCUUCAACAAGAAGUUGUCUUGUAUUGCGGUAAGCUGAUAGCAACACAUCCUCAGCUUUUCCUUGGUAUUCUCAACAUUAGAGUUGGAUGGGUGAUCAAGGCAAUGCAGUAUUACUUACAUGAAGUCCUAGGAUCAAAAGACGUUGUUGAAGCUCUUGCUCCAAAUGAAGUUAGACGCCUUGUUGUCAAGGUCCUUUCUCUUGAUGACUGGGCACUUAAAGAAAAAUUAACUCCACAGCAAGUCAGGGUUAUUGAUGGAUGCCUUGGUAGAACUCCUAAGAAAUUUUAUGAAAAGGUGUGGCACAUCCUUGUCAAAACUCCUGGAGGUGUUCAUCUUACUGAUCACACACUGCCUCAGCAGCCCACGCUCACAGAGAUGUCUCACAGUGAUCUCAACUUUGCCCUCGCUGUUCAGUCUCUUCUGAAUCGCAUUCAACACCCAGAAUACCGACAGAUUGUUGUGGAGCUUAUCUCUGUCAUUGCCACAAUUCUGGAGAGGAAUCCUGAGCUCAAGUUCACACAUGCAGUGGAUUUGGACCAGAUAGUUAGAGAUGCUUUCAAGAUGUACAUGAAGGAUCUUGGCAAGGAAGUGACAGAGGACAUUUCUUAUCUUUACACUGUAUCUGAAAUGGGAAUGAAGAGCUACCUUGCACGUGCUGUAGUGAACUUCAUGCUGAAAGGAGAUAUAAAAACUAAUGCUGAAGAAGGUCAGACCUUCUGUCAGGUAUCUUAG
This is a messenger RNA of Penaeus vannamei (Pacific white shrimp), 2971 nucleotides long. NCBI's taxonomy places the organism in Eukaryota, Metazoa, Arthropoda, Malacostraca, Decapoda, Penaeidae. The record is from RefSeq and is a predicted model, not a curated record.